Anguilla rostrata (American eel) is the source of this 2678-nucleotide messenger RNA. It is a transcript of the gene ephx2, whose product is annotated as epoxide hydrolase 2, cytoplasmic. Gene Ontology annotation, biological process: phospholipid dephosphorylation; cholesterol homeostasis. Gene Ontology annotation, cellular component: peroxisome. The record is from RefSeq and is a predicted model, not a curated record. Gene Ontology annotation, molecular function: magnesium ion binding; lipid phosphatase activity. Lineage: Eukaryota; Metazoa; Chordata; Actinopteri; Anguilliformes; Anguillidae.
UGAUAUCUCCCGGCGGAAGAACUGUGCGAAUGAGCAAAACUCGAUUUUCCAUCUCUGCAUGCUAAUAUGGGGCAGUUCCUCUUAAUUGUGCGCGAAGUUUAUUUUUUGACGCAACGUGACCAUAGUGUGAGAGAAUGCAAAUAUUUUAUCGUUCCUGACACUGUAGAUGGGAGGCUACACGACACGACGUCUGCGAAUAAACAUCGUCAUAUAUACUUAAGGUCUCCUCCCAGUAACCGCAAAAAGGGGAAACGCUGCGUUGUAAAUGCGGGUGGAGGCACUGCGGACUUGAACACGGAAUUCAGCGACUCGAAAUGGCUGCGAGGAAGGCUGUUCUAUUCGAUCUGUGGGGCUGCGUUCAGACCCCGCGGCUUCAUCACAUCUUUAAGAAAUACGAGGAGUCCCUCGGGCUGCCCAGGAAUUUUAUCCAUGAGACAGUUGUGAAAGGAGGACCUGGGAGUGCUUUGCACAGAGCAGAGCUGGGGAAGCUAACGCUGACUCAGAUGAUUCCAGAGAUGGAGGCUGAGUGUCUAAAGGAGGCUUCCAGUCAGGCCGUGUCCCUGCCUCCCCAGUUCUCUGUGCAGAAGCUUUUUGAUCAGAUCAGAGAAGCUCUGAGGUUCAACACUGCAAUACUGGAGGCUUCUGACAAACUGCGUCGCCAUGGCGUGGCCACUUGUGUGCUGGGCAAUAGCUGGGUGGAUGACUCUGAGAAGCGGGAUUGGAUGGGCCUGGUCCUCUUGGUCCUGCAGCUGCACUUUGACCUGGUCUUUCAGUCCUGCCGUACAGGGGCCCGACUCCCCGACCCCACCCUGUUCAGCCACGCCCUGCAGCGGCUCGGUGCCACACCCCAACAGGGGGUAUUUGUGGGCGCUGUGGUUUCAGGGGGUAUUUGUGGGCGCUGUGAUUUCAGGGGGUAUUUGUGGGCGCUGUGGUUUCUGGGGGUAUUUGUGGGCGCUGUGAUUUCAGGGCGUAUUUGUGGGUGCUGUGCUUUCAGGGGGUAUUUGUGGGCGCUGUGGUUUCUGGGGGUAUUUGUGGGCGCUGUGAUUUCAGGGCGUAUUUGUGGGUGCUGUGCUCAGGCGGUAUUCGUGAGCUCUGUGGAGGAGAGCGUGGCAGCAGGUCGAGACAUUGGCAUGGCUGUGGUCCUGAUGGACGACUCCAAUGAAGCCUUGAAGCAUCUGCAGUGCCUCACAGGCAUGCAGGCCAUAUUGGUAAGCUCUGUAGAGGAGAGAGAGACAGCAGGGAAGAAGAUCGGCAUGGGGAUGUGCCUGACUGAAGACCCCAAUGAAGCCAUGCUGCAGCUGCAGUCCCUCUCAGGUGUAGAGCUGUUGAGCUCUGAGGAAACAUGUUCUCUUUGCUGUAAUCCUGAAGAUGUCCCCCACUGCUUUGUCACCAUUAAGCCUGGGCAUCAGGUGCACUAUGUGGACAUGGGGGAGGGGCCUGCUGUUCUCCUGUGUCACGGUUUUCCUGACAGCUGGUUCUCCUGGAGAUACCAGAUCCUAGCACUGGCUGAAUCAGGCUUCAGGGUUCUGGCCCUGGAUAUGAAAGGCUAUGGGGACUCCUUAGCGCCUCCUGACAUUGAGGAGUACUCACAGGAGCAGCUGUGCCAGGGGAUCGUCCAGGUGACACUGGUGGGGCAUGACUGGGGCGGCAGCCUGGUGUGGAAUAUGGCUCAGUGCCAUCCUGAGAGAGUCAGAGCUGUAGCCUCACUGAACACGCCUCUCUUCCUUGUGGAUCCAAACACCAACCCCAUGGAGAGGCUGAAAGCCAAUCCCACCUUCAACUACCAGAUUUACUUCCAGACACCAGGCGUAGCAGAGGCUGAGCUGGAGAAAGAUCUGGCGAGGACCUUUAAAAUCAUGUUCAGAGAUGCUGCUGGUAACGUGGGGAAAGGUCUGACUCUAAGCUCAGCGAAUGUCUGUGAAAGAGGUGGGCUGUUUGUGGGGUUGCCAGAUGACAUUCCCCUCAGUCCUAUUCUCAGUGAGGAUGCUCUGCAAUACUAUAUCAAACAGUUCAGCAAGACAGGCUUCAGAGGGCCUCUGAACUGGUACCGUAAUACAGAGAGAAACUGGAGAUGGAUGUCUUCCAGGCCAAGGGGGAAGAUACUGAUGCCCUCCCUGAUGGUGACGGCAGGGAUGGACCAGAUCCUCCUUCCCAAAUUCUCCAGCGGCAUGGAGACCAUGAUACCCAACUUAACGCGAGGGCACAUUGAAGACUGUGGCCAUUGGACCCAGAUUGAGAGGCCUGUUGAACUCAAUAAGAUUCUGCUCUCCUGGCUGAAGGACGUGCAUCAGAAAGCUGCCAUCCCGCUGUGCCCAAAGCUGUGAAACCUCUGACUCACCAUGCAUGGACCAAUCAGCAGGGAGAGUAAACAUGCAUGGACCAAUCAGCAGGGAGAGUAAACAUGCAUGGACCAAUCAGCAAGGAGAGUAAACAUGCAUGGACCAAUCAACAGGCAGAGUAAACAUGCAUAGCCCAAUUAGGAAGGAGAGGCAGAUAUUACAUGUUUAAUUGCUUGUGAGAGAUAUCACAGAUGUUUUAUUAAUUGAUGCACUGUCCCAUCCUUUGCUAAGGUCUAGUGUUUGAGCAACUGCUGAACACUGUGCCUUUGCUAAGGCCUAGAGUUGAAGUAUCUGCGGUAUAAUUUCCCUUUCUAAUUAUUCAUUAAAAAGCUUCAAAUA